AUGGACAAAAAUAUUUACAAAACUGUAAUUUUAGAAAUCAGGCCGCGUUUGCAGUCUGUUAAUGUUGUAAUCAAUUUAAUAUCACCCAUUGAGGUCAGCAAAAUAUCCCUCAAUGAGGACAAUUUUCAGAUUAUUGUUGAUGAACACGUUCAUACUGUUUGUUGCAAGAAUUUAAAAAUUGUUGUGAAUUCGUUAAGCUCGUUAAUUGUUACGCAAACAUACAUUUCGUUUCGUUUUGCUACUGUCAACAGUUCAGACGAUUGGGGCAGUUUCAAAACGGAAGUUUUAAGAACCGUAGGUUCAAAUGUGCACACAAACCUCGAAAAUAUUUUUCUAAAUGUCUCAAUGGAGUACGUAAUUCAGUGUAAGAAUUGUUCACAUAAUUUAAGCGAAAAUGUGAAGUUUGAACGCAUUUUACCCUUACCGUCGGAAAAUUCCGACUCCAGUGACUGGUUUUGUCACUCUCAUGGCAGCUCCAAUGUUGCUGUUUUAAAUCCCAAAGAAUCCGAUGUUUUCUAUGGAUCUUGUUACUGUCAUUUAAGCAAACAAUUGGUGCAUAAUGUUUUAGAAACUGAGAAAUUGGUGGUUUGUAAGAGGUGUCUCUCGUGGUUAGGGCUGUUGAAAAAUUCCGAAACUUUCAAAUUUUGGUUCAACACAGUCGCGUUCAAGGAUGAAACCAUGGUUCAUAGUACGUCCCCACUUAGUGAUACUUUAAUUGCUUUAAGGGAAAUUUUAAACAGCAUUCUUUUCAAUACCGCAAAAAUUGUUCUCUGUUGCCAAAGCGGUAAAAAACAAAACGAUUACAUCCUUCUCUGGAUUUUAGAAAAACAGUUAAAUGUACAGCUUGGGGUGAAAGAUUAUAAAGUGGCUAAAGUGUUGUUUAAAUAUGAAAACAAUAAGAACGAAACUGUUAAAAAGUGGAUGGAAGACAGCAAUGUUGUGAGUGUUGAUAUUUCCAAACCUAUGACUGUUGAGAUUUUGAAGCAUCUCUACAAAUUCAAUAAAAUAUUUCCACAGGAAUUUAGUGAAUCUAAUAAUUUUUUUAUUUCGUAUUUAAUGAUGUAUGAACACGAAAAAUAAAUUUUCUAGAAAAAAACGUGUUUUAAUGUUU
This is a messenger RNA of Tribolium madens (black flour beetle), 1111 nucleotides long. Its product is annotated as E3 ubiquitin-protein ligase E3D. The transcript has a single exon. Gene Ontology annotation, biological process: protein monoubiquitination; protein polyubiquitination; protein autoubiquitination. Gene Ontology annotation, cellular component: nucleus; ubiquitin ligase complex; cytosol. Gene Ontology annotation, molecular function: ubiquitin conjugating enzyme binding; ubiquitin protein ligase activity; cyclin binding. The coding region runs from base 1 to 1080 and encodes 359 amino acids. Lineage: Eukaryota; Metazoa; Arthropoda; Insecta; Coleoptera; Tenebrionidae. The record is from RefSeq and is a predicted model, not a curated record.